Messenger RNA from Phytophthora sojae, 1419 nucleotides. RefSeq names its product crn2-like protein. NCBI's taxonomy places the organism in Eukaryota, Oomycota, Peronosporomycetes, Peronosporales, Peronosporaceae. The record is from RefSeq and is a predicted model, not a curated record. The transcript has a single exon. The coding region runs from base 1 to 1419 and encodes 472 amino acids.
AUGGCGCAGAAGACGUGGGCCAAGCUGGCGUACUCGGAUGGUCGUGCAGUUCCAGUUGAUCAUGCUCCUACCUUUGGCGAUUUCCUGGUGGCUCUGAAGAACCUUUUCGGGGACAGUUACCUCGCUGGAGUCUCUCCUUUCAACAUCAAAGUGAACGAGAGCCAAGAGAAGCUUGAAGCCAACGAGAAUAUCACUUCUACCGACGCUCUCCAAAGACAUGGCAGGACCGAGACCGACCCGCUGCUCCUCCUAGUGCCGAAGAGAGAUGUCUUCUACCAGAUGAAGCUCGAAGGGUUCCCUAGCGAGCGCACAUUUCGGGUUGAAUCGACGGGCGAAGCCUUCACCGUCGAAGACUUCCUAGCAGCGGUGUAUACGCGGCACAGAGGGCUUCUAACACACUAUUCGGAGGCCAACUUCGUGGCGUACAACAACGGCGAGGCGUUCAAUAGAACGCCGAAGGGUGGGUCUCUAGACGGGGGAACGGGGAUCGGGACGCUUGGUUUCUCGCGUGAGGACGCCCUAAUUGUGGAAGUCGUGGAGUUGCAGAUUGGAAGGGGCGUGCCAGCAGAGGAGAACAUGCCAUUCGAGGGAGAGUAUCGACGUUAUACCCACUCGGAGCUUGGUGCCGACUUUGACAAGGGAAUUUCCGUCAUGAAGGAGCUGAACGUCUCGAUGAGUAGUGUGGACAAGGCGCAGUUACUUGCUGGAGUCGAAGUCCAACGCGCUGGAAUCCAGCCGUUCCAGUGGGGAAGUAUCGCCAAGCUAACCGAUGAGCAGCAGCGCGACUCGUACCGCAGUUACCUGGAGACCCACCUCGCUGAUGUGCUGUCGGAGAAAAAAAUGUGCGUGUUUGCGGUGAACAGACAGUCGACUUUCCUCACGGCCGUGAUCCCUGGCACCGACGUUGAGCUUGGUGGACACACGGAUCUGAUCGUACUGGGAGCUGUGGUGAAGACCCACCCAGAUAUGUUUGGUCCAUGCGUUGAGUCGUCCAAGUUGGCGAUUGAAGUGAAGAAGACGGCGAAGGAGAGUGACGCCUUCGAGGCUGUGUCGGAGCUCAUCACUCUGAGCGUACUCACGUGUGACCCCGUGACGGUCCUACUGACGGACUUGCAAAGUGUCUGGCGGUUCUUCUGGGUUGGAGAGAAGAGCGACACGCACACGGUGGUGUACUCGGCGCUGAUCUCCGACCACGACGAAGCUUUUGCGGUGAUGAAGAAGCUGAUCCCACCGACCGAGAGGCUCUUUACGCGAUGCAAACUGCGGGACAUGCUUCCGUUGGCCCGUGGACAGGGCGCCGGUGGGUCCAUUAUGGAGAGUAUCCAGCGGUAUUAUGACGUUGAGAGUGCGUCGGGUCCUGAUCUCGAGUUGGCGCGUGCUGUGGGCGACCUCAUUGUCCACCAUCAUCAGCUAAAGUAG